UUUGAUAUCUGAAAAUCAAAAUGGAAUUUUGAUACACGUGUGCCCUAAACCCCUCACAUCGCGAUAAACCCUUGCCUUGCACCUUCCUCCGUAAGCUGCACCCAAAUUUGUGGUUCUUCAUCAAAUCUAGUUCACACUUCACUGACGGAGAAAAAGAGAGAGGAUGGGAAGGUCGCGAAGAAAGUACAAGCAAUCUCGUACGAAGGUUAGAAUAGGGUUGCCGAAGAAGAAACCGCGGGUUUUCAAGCCGGCGUUUUCCGUUCCAUCGAAGCUGGCAGAGUCAGUGGCAGACCUCGACCCCACCUGGGACGACCAGGGAACUGUAACUCAGAACUACAAGUCCUUCGGUGUCGUCUCCAACCCUAAUUUGCUCAGCACCGAAUAUCGCACUCCCCAACUCGUCGACACCGAGUCGCUUCAGGAUCCACCUCCCCCCGGCGACGACUACUCCGCCCUUGACGAUUCCGGCAGUGACCUCGAAGAAGACGAUUUGAAGUCAGCUCUAGGAAAGAAGAGGAGAGAUGGUAGGGGUGCUCUUCCUCAACCUUUGACUGCGAUUCAGCGCGUUCAUAUCAGCCGGCUGGUUGAUAAAUAUGGAGAUGAUUACAAGAGUAUGCUCAUGGAUAUAAAGCUAAACCCCAUGCAGCAUUCAGUUGCAACUUUAGAGAAGCUAUGCAAGAGGUAUCAUAUGCAUAAAAACAAGAAUCCCCUUAUUUUGAGCAAGUGAAAUAUGCCAUACUGAAGGUUGUAAUUUUGAUCUAUGGAUGUUGGUAAUUUUGCGACACUGAGGAUGUAUUUUUCAUCUUUUACAUUACAUGUACUUACUGACACACUUCGAAACGAAACAAGUUUGAUCAUUAGGAAAUCCUGUUACUGCUUGCAAAUUUAUUCAUGGUAUAUGGGUGUAAAAGUUGCUUUAAAAC
This is a messenger RNA of Arachis ipaensis, 923 nucleotides long. RefSeq names its product nucleolar-like protein. The record is from RefSeq and is a predicted model, not a curated record. Gene Ontology annotation, cellular component: nucleolus. NCBI's taxonomy places the organism in Eukaryota, Viridiplantae, Streptophyta, Magnoliopsida, Fabales, Fabaceae. Gene Ontology annotation, biological process: ribosomal large subunit biogenesis.